AUGACAUGUAAAUUUUUUAUUUUACAGAUCCCAAAUCACUUAAUGUGGCUGUGUUUCUUCUACCUGUUCUUCCACUCUUACUUAAACCUAAUGGGAGAAUUACUGCACUUUGCCGAUCGCAACUUCUACGGCGACUGGUGGAAUGCUAAUAACAUUGACACAUUCUGGCGCACAUGGAACCUAGCGGUUCAUCGAUGGGCUGUAAGACAUUUAUAUAUUCCAGUGGUUGAAAUGGGUUACAGUAAAAAGACAGCUAGCGUGACUGUAUUCUUCAUAAGUGCAUUCUUCCAUGAGUACCUUGUCAGCGUGCCGUUAAAAACUUUCAAAAUUUGGGCGUUCAUGGGCAUGAUGGGUCAGAUUCCAUUAUCCUUCAUCAGCAAACACGUGGAGCGGAGGUUUGGCGCCAGGUGGGGUAAUAUCGUUGUCUGGUCGAGCUUGAUAAUCGGUCAACCCCUUUGUAUCAUGGUCUAUUAUCACGACUACGUAGUAGAACACUUUGGAGAAACACUACUCGAAGAUCAUUCGAUUGUCUAA
Messenger RNA from Cotesia congregata, 534 nucleotides. The record is from the annotation of a GenBank genome assembly. Lineage: Eukaryota; Metazoa; Arthropoda; Insecta; Hymenoptera; Braconidae.